Molecule: messenger RNA, 1951 nt
Organism: Symbiodinium necroappetens
Lineage: Eukaryota; Dinophyceae; Suessiales; Symbiodiniaceae
Source: the annotation of a GenBank genome assembly
AUGCCGGGCCGCCCCAACCCGCCACCGUUGCCUGCUUGUGGUUACGUGGUCAAUGCAACCAAGAAAGGCGGCCUGCCCAUCAAAGUGGAGUCGCGAGCCAAGGGCAAGAAGGUGACGAUCAUCUCCGGUGUUCAAGGUGAUGCACAGUCUCUCGUAUCGGCGCUUGGCAGCUUACUGGGCUGCGGCGGAAGUGUUUGCCAUGCAGCGGGCCAAACGCAGGUGCUGGUCCAAGGUGACCAGACCGAACGCAUCGGCGGUUCCUUGGAGCAGCUUGGGUGCCUCCGGGGAAUGGCAAAGGCACUUCAGAAGAAGAAGUCUGUCGAGGUCACAGCCACGCGCUUGUGUGCCUAUGACAAGUUCCUCCGACAAGGAGAUGACAAGCAAAGCUUGGCCCAGAAACUGCAGCAGGAAGCACAUGCCCCUCAGACCCUUCCCGGUGCAGAGUGUUUCCGGUGGCAUGGUCCCUGGGUCUACUGCCGCGGCUGCUGCGAGCAAACAGAUUUGAGCGAUGUGUGGGAGGAGCGUUUGGAUGGCACGAUGGCGAUGGAAUCUCUCGACAGCAUGCACGCCCUCGACAUGCCCGUGGUUUGGACGACGGCGGCUGGGCUUGACGCCGUUCUUCGCAAGCUGGGCAUGGUGGCCGAAGUUGGGGAGGCUGCGCAGACUUGGGGCUUGCGGUCCUCCAAUGCCAGCGAAGCAUGGAAAGGCCUCACGCUGGCAGAGUACCGGCGCAAGGCCGUGGCUCCAGGGGCCAGACUGCUGGAAUACCCGGCUCCUUCUGGCAGGGCCAAGCCGUCAGGGGCUCCCAGUGUGCGGGCACAAAGAGCAGGCGAGAAACUACGACUGCGACCGGCAAGGCCGAUGAAGCCUCCGCAGGAGCAGGGCCGCUUUGCCUGCCCGACAUGUGGCCACAACUUUAGCCUGCGCUUGACUCUGAAGCAGCACAUGAUGUUGUCCCAUGGCGAGAAAUUGGUGGGCCCGGUCCCGAACCUCUUGAACGUCAAGGAGCCGCCAGCCCGACCCAGGGUGCCAGCGCCUCCUCGACCGCAAAUCCUGCCAAAGCCACCAGCAAAGAAGUCGCAGUCAGUGAAGGGCCAGGGCCCACCCCAAGCCGUGCAAGACAGCCAGAGAGCCAUGGAUUUGACACCAUCUGAGCAAAGUCAGCUGGAGGAGCUCGAAUCGCACAGAGAGUGCCCCAUAUGCAAGAACUAUGUUGUGGGCGAGCCUUUGCAUGAGCACGUGGACAAGUGCUUGUCCGCUCUGCAGGCUGUUGCCGGAUCAUAUGCCUGGACAGAGUGUCCCAUUUGCUUUGAGCGAGUGCACCCAGACCUCCUCCAGUCGCACGUGGAGCGCUGCCUUACGGCCGAAGAGCCUUCCGACACGGACAGUGAGUCCCAAAACAGCGGCGCAGAGAACGAUGCAGAGAAGCAAGAUAUCUGGAACACCUGCCCUCUCUGUGAAGAGAGCUUCCACCAGGACGUGAUUGCCGCCCACGUCGAGAGCUGCAUCGCUGCCUACCAGGCAGCCGAGGACCAGGAGCGCGGCGAGAGCGAGGAAGGCUCACCGCCCAUGGGCGAAGACCCGGAAGCCUUCCGCGCUCAUGAAGAGCCUCUGCUGCUGAGAGGUCUGCCGGUCUGCAGCGUGGUACGUGGCUACGACCCGCGAGGGGAGCACCAGAUGGAGAUGGUAGCAGGGGAAGAGUUCGCACUUGACUGGGAGCAGCCAUUCGAGGAGGGCGGAUACUGGGCCUGGGGCUGGCGCCUUUUCCAUGGAGAUGAUGGCUACACGCCACUGGAAUGCGGAUAUGUUCCGCUGUCGCACAUCAAGACCAAGUUUGGCAUCAAGCAGCCCAUGCUUGCGGCUUCGCCGAAGGUGAGCCCGGCUGUGGAGAGCGCGUCCCCACAGCCCUUGGCCGCAAGGUGCGACGUGGAAGUCGGCCUGGCUUGCGAAG